Messenger RNA from Stegastes partitus (bicolor damselfish), 3947 nucleotides. Its product is annotated as protein APCDD1. The coding region runs from base 357 to 1886 and encodes 509 amino acids. Gene Ontology annotation, biological process: negative regulation of Wnt signaling pathway. Gene Ontology annotation, cellular component: plasma membrane. Lineage: Eukaryota; Metazoa; Chordata; Actinopteri; Pomacentridae. The transcript is spliced from 5 exons. The record is from RefSeq and is a predicted model, not a curated record. Gene Ontology annotation, molecular function: Wnt-protein binding.
CUCCUCCGCGGCGCAGCACGCAGGACGCACAGAGGACGCGCGUAAUAACAAUCGAGCUCCCUCAUUUGAACACUUCCAGACCGCUCCGAAGCAAAGAUUGGACUUUACACAUUGAUUUCUAGGUGCAAAUCUUUGUUUUAAACUUUAGGCAGCGCUGGGUUUUUAUUCUGUCCCGCUCUCUGGCGAAUCGGAGGCGUGUUUCUUAUGAUGCCCGGAUUUCGCAGGAGUAUUUGCUCCACAUUUUGGAUCCAUAAUGUGAGGAUUUGUGUCGGAUUAACGAAGGACGCUGCGUAAAGGAAAGCUUGAACCUCCCAGUGUGACCAGUUUGGCUCGUUGCAACCCCCCUGAAGUCCGGAAUGGGGCCAUCAUCUACACUGCUUCUCCUUUUUCUGACUUGGGCUGAAGGCUCCUCUCUUCACUACUCAGACGGCCCCUCCAGCCGUCUGUCCCUGGCGAAGACCUUCGGUCACUCAGUCAAAGACUCCCAGUGCCAUCACAUGCUGAAGCACCUUCAUAAUGGAGCCCGGAUCACUGUGCAGAUGCCUCCCAGCAUGGAGGGUCACUGGGUGUCCACCAGCUGUGAGGUGAGACCAGGCCCAGAGUUUCUGACACGGUCCUACAGAUUUUAUCCCAACAACACCUUUCAAGCUAACCAGUUCUACUACGAGGACAACCACUGCACCAAACCCACCUACACGCUGGUGAUUCGGGGACGACUGCGCUUACGCCAAGCCUCCUGGAUCAUUCGUGGUGGUACAGAGGCGGAGUACCACCUCCACCGUGUCCAGAUGGUGUGUCACACAGCUGCUGUGGCCAAAGAGAUCAGUCAGAGGCUCAAACACAGCUGCCGCGGGGCCGUAAAGGGCCCCUGGGAGCCCAGUGUGCUGUACGAGCUGUGGAGCGAGGAAGGCGGCUAUGACUGCUCCAGAGAGCUUAACUUCGCCAUGCACGAGCUGCAGCUGCUGAGGGUAGAGAAGCAGUACCUGCAUCACAACCUGGAUCACCUGGUGGAGGAGCUGUUUCUAGGAGACAUCCACACUGAGCCAUCGCAGAGGUUGUACUACAAACCAUCCAGCUACCAGAUUGCACUGCAGAACGCUAAGAACCACGACCACGGCUGCAUUGCCUGUCGCAUCAUCUACCGCUCGGACGAGUUCCACCCUCCCAUCCUGCCGCCGCGCGCCGACCUGACCGUCGGCCUGUACGGUCAGUGGGUGAGCCAGCGCUGCGAAGUUCGCCCUGAGGUCCUCUUCCUCACCCGCCACUUCAUCUUCCAUGACAACAACCACACCUGGGAAGGCCACUACUACCACUACUCUGACCCUGUCUGCAAACACCCCACCUUCACCAUUUACGCCCGCGGACGCUACAGCCGAGGGCUUCACUCCACGCGCGUCAUGGGUGGCACCGAUUUUGUCUUCAAAGUGAACCACAUGAGAGUGACUCCCAUGGACUUGGCGACCACCUCCCUCCUCAACGUCUUCAACGGUAAUGAGUGUGGGGCACAGGGGUCCUGGCAGGUCGGGGUGGAGCAGGAUGUGACCUUGACCAAUGGCUGUGUGGCACUGGGCAUCCGGCUGCCCCAUACAGAGUAUGAGGUCUUCCGCAUGGAGCAGGACGCCCAUGGCCGCUACCUACUGUAUAACGGCCAGCGUCCCAGCGAUGGCUCCAGCCCGGACCGGCCAGAGAAGCGGGCCACCUCCUACCAGAUGCCUCUGGUCCAGUGCUCCUCGAGCAGCCAGCCAUCUGACCACAGCCAAGGAGACGACACAGACAGGCCUCUGCUGCGCCACAAUGACUGCACUGGACGGCACAGAGACAGCCAGAAACACCUUUUGGUGGCUCUCGCCGUAUUUGUCUCUUUUCUUCUCUUUUGGCAAAGUUAGAGAGCAGUUCAGGCUUUUUCUACACAGAGACACAACAGGACAAGAGUGUGGAAUUGGAGGAGACACAGGGAGACUGUAUUUUAAAACAGCAACUAUAAACUUUGUCUCGCUGAUGCCAUGGAGAAUAAAAACUUGCCCGUGAACCUCUGAGCUACUUCACUGCUGCACCACAGAAACUGCACUUUAGAGUGGAACCAAAGACCAAUGUGUCAGUUUUUCACAAAUAUACAAAGAUGUCUUUAUAGCCACACAUGACAGACCUGAGAAUAUGUUUUAUAAAGUGUAUUUACCCAUAACUACAAAAUCAUAGUUUUGUACUGCAACGUGGAAAAAUGUUCUGCAGUGAAUUCUUGACAAUGACCUCUCUGUGUUGGGAAGAUACGCUUGUGAGUCACUGUUUACGGUAAAAUAAACGACAUUAUUCAUUUUAAAUCCAUGUUUUUACGUAUAGCCUUAAGGUGUGGUGAACUCAGCAGCAGGCGUUGACCCUCUAUUCCAAAUAACGAUUGUGCUGGUGCUUUGAAUACAGUUAUACUGAAUGAAUUCUACAAAGAGAUGUUUUAAUUCCCUCACUGCUGAGAUAGUUGUCUCUUUACUGGCCAACACUUGGCAAUGUUUCCAAUAAGGCUAUUUUUAAAUUAGGUAAUACUCAGUAUGGUAAACUACAUACCACUAUACUCAGCUCACACAAUUUAGGUGUUCAUUUGCACAGUUAAUUGCAUUACAUUGUCCAAGUCAUUGUUUUACAUGGAAUACAAUGCAUUGCCACGACUCACAACCCUGCUGUAUGAGUGUAAUAGUUCUUCAUUUUUUCCUGAAUAUACAAAGAGAGACACAAAGUUGCAGCUGAAUGAAAAGUAGUGUUUUUCAUGACUGAUUAAACUGCAGGUUUUCUUUUUUCUUUUUUUUUUUAAAAAUUGUUUGGCCCAUGAAACAGUGAAUAAAAUAGCUGAAAAUUCAUUCCAUUAUUUUGGCUCCAAUUUUAUAGCGAUCAAUACUUGCCUACUUUUUUUUUGGUUUUGGUAUUUGGUCAACUUAUACUGAAAGAAACACAUUGGUCCAUUCCUAAUUUGAUGCACUUUGGUGUUCUCUCAAAAUCAACUAGCUCCAUUAAAUAUUUGAAAAUAAUAAUCUAAUUAUUAAAGGUGAGUGGGGGAAAAAAGUCAAAUCUUAUCUUCUGUGAUUUAGAAAUGCCAAAAAUAGGUUUGUAGUUCCAGUUAAUUGUGUUGUUUUGACAGAAUGAAAUGUUGGAAUUUGACUGCAAGGACACAGUGCACACAUAUUUAAAAUAUUCUGAAGUUCAUGUUGAGAAAGGGCAAACAUUUGGGUGCCUUUUGGAUUGAAUAAGUAGCUUUGCAAGAUAAAAAUAUGAAGUAUUUGGUGAAUUCUCUGUACCCCACAACCAAGCAAUAUAGUGGAGCAACAAAAUGCAAUGCUAACAGCUAAAACCUGAUAUAUAGUUACUUCAAACAACCAAUUCUGGAUCGAAUCGUGACAUGGCCAAAGAUUCUCAUCCCUGUUUAACCUGAACAACUGGACCACUGUGUAACUAGAACAGAGGAUAGCUUCUGGCUAUAAGCACUGAGUAAGUGCUGUGUAGUACCUUGCCUGUCGAUAAUGUUUAGCUCUUGUUAGUCUUCCAAUAAGGAAUCUAUGAAAUGAAAUUUAAAAGAUGGUAAGUACUCAUUACAGUUUUUUUCUGAGCUUGAGGGGAGGAUCAAAUUCAUCAUACUUCCAGUGAGACGAAGGCCACUACGUGUAUGUGAAUCAGUACAAACCCUACAGUGGGAUCUGAAGUCUCUAUGGAGGUUGCAGGGAUGUCGUCGUGGGCUGGAUCACAGACAGUGAGUGUCUGGGAGCUCCCCAGCAUAUUCUACCCACAUGUUGAAGAUGCAUUCACUAUGCUAGGCCACCACAGCUCAUUCAGUUUCUGAAGUGUAAGUGACAAUACUUCCUUAACAGUGAGUUUAUCAUCACUGACGGUUCAGUGUACCCAGGCUAAAGAAGCUGUAUGUUUUAAGAACUGGAUACAUGUAUAAGAUUAAAGGGGUUUGAUACUCA